AUGAGUAUGACUACCGUGACGACACCGCCCACGGCUGCAGCCCAAUUCUUCAACAUACCCGAGCUCGUGGCCUUCGUUGCAGAGUAUGCCUUCUACCCGCACCAAUACGGGAUCAUCCCGACCUUGGCCAGCCUGCGACUUGUGAACUGGAUAUGCUACACCGCAGCGACACCGUAUUGCUACCAAGAGCUGCGUAUUUCUGCAUCCAUAGCCUAUACCCGGUCACGAUGGCGUCUCAACCCGCGGCUCGACCUCGUCAAGCGUGCCUUCUUCAGCUUCUAUGACGGUGUCCGCAAGGAGGAAGAGGCCCUCGGCGCCAUGAUGUCCCAGAUGUCCCGCUUAGAAAGCUUUGUAUACAACGGCCACCCGCUGACGCCGGCUCUGCUCCAGACGCUGAAAGAGUCAUGCCAGAGCCUCAAGGUGCUGCACAUGAAUUACAAGCGCCGCAUUGGACCCUCACCAAGCCUCGGGCUCAACUUUGAUGGCUUCCGUGACCUGCGAGAGCUGAUGCUCUACAACCUCCCCUUCUGCGCCCAUUUCCUCUCCGUUCCCGACCACGAGUGGUGGAUCCCGCGCCUCGCCCGGCUCCUGACCGGCUCCCCAAACCUCCAGAAACUAAGCCUCGGCUUCGAAGAAGCCAUCACCGCCCACCGACAAGCCGAAACCAUGCACAUCUUCGACAAGCUCUGCCACCUCUACCACGCCGCCGGCGGCUCCCCCCUCCCCCUCCAAUCCCUCGAGCUCCUCGGCGGCCUCUACCCCUGCAACCUCACCACCCUCCAGCAACUCAUCAACCUCACCCACCUCCACGACGUCUACAUCGCCGACCCCGCCCGCCGCGACCCCACCACCCCCCCGGGAUCAUCAUCGUCGGAACCACAACCGUGGCGGCGCAUCGCCUACGAAGCCUUCACCCCGCCGCACGCGCCCAACCUGCGCCACCUCCGCACCGACGGCUACUCCCGCGACCUCCACACCCACCUCGCCUCCCUCGCCGACCCCGCCUUCACGCAGCGCCUCGCCAUCGCCUGCAAACACCGAUACGCCGGCACGGGUCUCGACACCUCGGCGCUCCUCCGCCCCAGCCCCCAUUACCCCUCCCUCCCGCUGCAAGUCCGUAUGCUCGACCUAGAACUCUUCCGCGAGCGCAUCUACGGCAGCGAGCGCGAGGUAGCAGUGUCCGCGGCGCAGGUGCUCUCCGAUCUCGUCGCGACAAACGGCGCGACGCUCGAGGGGCUGGCGGUGAACCUGUUCGGCGGUCUGGCUCAGGAGAGGGGUACCAGCCUGGCAGAGGAGCGGUUGGGCUUGCUGGAGCAGGCGCUGGGGGGCUUACCGCGGCUGGAGCAGCUGAGCAUUGGGACGCCGUGGCGGUGCGAUGCGGUGUUUGCCGUGGCGGAGAGGCUCGCGGCGGCGGCGGGGCCGCGGCUGCGGUAUCUGAGUAUUGGGAACUCGUUUAUGCGCGUUAGGCGGAAGGGGGGUGCUGGGGGUGGUGGUGUGCUUGUGAUGGAGAGGAUCGCGCCGUUGGAGGCGGAUGAGGUGGAGUUGUGGAAAUAUAGCUUGAUUAAUCUUACGGAUAUUACGAAAGUGUAUACGGAGUAG
Chaetomium fimeti is the source of this 1599-nucleotide messenger RNA. RefSeq lists its product as uncharacterized. The transcript has 2 exons. Bases 1 to 1599 code for a protein of 532 amino acids. NCBI's taxonomy places the organism in Eukaryota, Fungi, Ascomycota, Sordariomycetes, Sordariales, Chaetomiaceae. The record is from RefSeq and is a predicted model, not a curated record.